Messenger RNA from Octodon degus (degu), 6150 nucleotides. RefSeq names its product glycogen synthase kinase 3 beta (gene Gsk3b). Gene Ontology annotation, biological process: insulin receptor signaling pathway; protein phosphorylation; regulation of neuron projection development. Bases 55 to 1356 code for a protein of 433 amino acids. Gene Ontology annotation, molecular function: protein serine/threonine kinase activity; tau-protein kinase activity; ATP binding. Gene Ontology annotation, cellular component: cytoplasm; beta-catenin destruction complex; nucleus. The record is from RefSeq and is a predicted model, not a curated record. The transcript has 12 exons. Lineage: Eukaryota; Metazoa; Chordata; Mammalia; Rodentia; Octodontidae.
AUAAAACAAAAGGAAGAAAAGGAGGAAGGAAAAGGUGAUUUGGGAAGAGCAAUCAUGUCGGGGCGGCCGAGAACCACCUCCUUUGCGGAGAGCUGCAAGCCAGUGCAGCAGCCUUCAGCUUUUGGCAGCAUGAAAGUUAGCAGAGACAAAGAUGGCAGCAAGGUUACCACAGUGGUGGCAACUCCUGGGCAGGGUCCAGACAGGCCACAAGAAGUCAGCUAUACAGACACUAAAGUGAUUGGAAAUGGAUCAUUUGGUGUGGUAUAUCAAGCCAAGCUCUGUGAUUCCGGAGAACUGGUUGCUAUCAAGAAAGUAUUACAGGACAAGAGAUUUAAGAACCGAGAGCUCCAGAUCAUGAGAAAGUUAGACCACUGUAACAUAGUCCGAUUACGUUAUUUCUUCUACUCCAGUGGUGAGAAGAAAGAUGAGGUCUACCUUAAUCUGGUGCUGGACUAUGUUCCAGAAACAGUGUACAGAGUUGCCAGACACUAUAGUCGAGCCAAACAGACGCUCCCUGUGAUCUAUGUCAAGUUGUAUAUGUAUCAACUGUUCAGAAGUUUAGCCUAUAUCCAUUCCUUUGGAAUUUGCCAUCGGGAUAUCAAACCACAGAACCUCUUGUUGGAUCCUGAUACAGCUGUAUUAAAACUGUGUGACUUUGGAAGUGCAAAGCAGCUGGUCCGAGGAGAACCCAAUGUUUCCUAUAUCUGUUCUCGGUACUAUAGGGCACCAGAGUUGAUCUUUGGAGCCACUGAUUAUACCUCUAGUAUAGAUGUGUGGUCUGCAGGCUGUGUGUUGGCUGAGCUGUUGCUAGGACAGCCGAUAUUUCCAGGAGACAGUGGUGUGGAUCAAUUAGUAGAAAUUAUCAAGGUCCUUGGAACACCAACAAGGGAGCAAAUUAGAGAAAUGAACCCAAAUUACACCGAAUUCAAAUUCCCUCAAAUUAAGGCGCAUCCUUGGACAAAGGAUUCGUCAGGAACAGGACAUUUCACCUCAGGAGUGCGGGUCUUCCGACCCCGAACUCCACCAGAGGCAAUUGCACUAUGUAGUCGUCUGCUGGAAUAUACACCGACUGCACGACUGACACCACUAGAAGCUUGUGCACAUUCAUUUUUCGAUGAAUUACGGGACCCUAAUGUCAAACUACCAAAUGGGCGAGACACACCGGCACUCUUCAACUUUACCACUCAAGAACUGUCAAGUAAUCCACCUCUGGCUACCAUCCUUAUUCCUCCUCAUGCUCGGAUUCAAGCAGCUGCUUCAACUCCUACAAACGCAACAGCAGCCUCAGAUGCUAAUGCUGGAGACCGUGGACAGACCAAUAAUGCUGCUUCUGCAUCAGCUUCCAACUCCACCUGAACAAUCGGAGCAGCGAGCUGCAUAGGAAGAACCACCAGUUACUUGAGGGUCACUCAGCAACACUGGUCACGUUUGGAAAGAAUUAAAAAGAGAAAAAAAACUUGUUCAUUUUAGUGUUCAAUUUUUUUAUUAUUGUUCUUAUUUAACCUUGUAAAAUAUCUAUAAAUACAAACAAUUUCAUUCAUAAGACUGCGGGAGACCCAGGGGUGGGAGGGUUUAUGGGAGGGGGAAAGCGGAGCACUAGAACACAUAAUCUCUCUCCCACGACAAUCUUUUUGUUUGUUUGUUUUAAAUCAAAAAUCUGCUGUUGUAUACUUUAAAAACAGGACUUCUGCCUCAUGCCCCUUCCACAAAGAAAGAAAACUUUGUUCUGUGCUAAGGGUUGGUUUUUUUUGUUUUGUUUUGUUUCAAUUGUUUUCUUUGAAGGUCUAGUGUAAGACUUUGGUAUAGUGCAUAACUUGAAAUUGGUUGGGAGCUUAGCAGGUGUAACUCACUGGGGACUUAUGUGUCACUUGUAAAAAUCCACAUCCUCUGGUAUUGGAAGGCAUGUUGGUGACAAGGAUAGCAGACAAAAAUGAAAUGUGUAUCACAUGUAACCCAGUGAUGUCAGUAAAGUUUGGAGCCAUGAGGACAAGAUUCUCAGUUGACUGAUCAAGGUUUAUUUUGCUCUUAAUCAAUACUAGUAGUGAAGAAGCUGGUAUAGGAGGCUGCCAAAGAGGAGUGACAAGCAGAACUCUGGCCUGCACACUGCAAGGUGAAUCUUUGUUCCCCUGACCAAAGAUUCUUUGCAGUCUUCAUACAGUUUUAAAUUGGUGGCUUUGGACACUGAAAAGCGUGUUGAGGCGGAAGUCUCUGGAGAGGUCAAAGACUGAUGAGGCUAGAAGGUGGCAGGCCAGAGGCACAUCUCACCACUGUGAAUGAGCUUGUCCAGACUGUUUCUAAAGUCACUUCCCUUGGAAAGAUACACUUGAGAGAGGACAUUAUAGUAAAUAAUGUGAACUGUAACCGUCUACUGCUUUAUUUUUUUGUAUUUUUAAUUAAAAACUAAGCUUGCAGGAAUUGCCACAGCUACACAGUUCUAAUUCUAAAUCCAAAUCUAGACUAUUUAAUUUCAGCUUUUUUAACCUCAUGCUUUUUAAAUUUAUUUAUUGAUGCAUGUCAGAUAGGCCAUUAUGAUUUUAGAUGGUAGGAACACACAUCAAAAUAAUAAUCACCUGUACCUGCUGACUUUAUAGGAAAACUGAUUAUAUAAAUGUAUGUAUAUAUGUUCUGUAUACAUGUACUCAAUACUGCCUUUUCUUUUUUGUCUACAUGGUAUCAAAAUUGACUGGUUGAAGCAUGAGGAGAAUGUGUCCGCCACUCACCCAUCCAGUUAAGAUUUUUUGUUUGUUUCUUUCUCAGUGAAUGGUGUAAGAAUCAGUCUCUUGUUUAUGAAGAAAAAGCAAUAUUCCUUGGAAAGCAAGGAGGAUUGAAGGUGGGGGAGUAGAUUUUCAUAGCUGGUUUGUUUUAUAUUUUUAAGGUUGAUAUCUCUGUGGGCCUUACAUACUCUAAAAUGAACCUUAGUCACCUUGGUGCUUAUGGGCCAUUACUUGACCUAUGAAUCUUUAAGGCACAGUUACAUUUUACAUUUAAAGAUCCCUUGAGUGAUGGCCGCCUUUCCCUCUACCCAUUCCUUCUCCACAUGCCUUCCAGGGUUUGCUGAUAACUGUAGACCUAAGAGCUGAGCCCUAGGUGGUGUGGAACCCCCCCUCUACCCUUGUCAUUGCCACCUUAGCUUGUGUUAGGGUGGCUCACCUUCCAGGUGGUUAGGGAGUAGAGCCUCUUGGCAACCCUCAUGCAGGCCCGAGCGCUCUGUCCUGCUUCCUCACCCUGUGUAUGUGACUCUCCAAGAGAGUUUUACUGCCUGUUGGAGUGGUGAACAGUACCCAGAAAGACAACUGAGAGCCAUCUUAGUUCUCACUCAUUGUUUAGCUAAGCUUAGGCAACAGAAGGGGUUUCUCAUACCUCUGGUUAUAUCACAGUUCAUGAGAAAGGAGACAUGCUCAGUCAAACCAAAUCAAAUUUAAUUUUAUUUUCUAUAAAAUGCUUCCGAGAACUAAGCCUUGAAAGAAGUUUGAAAUCAAAGUAUUGGCAGCAUAGUUCUUUAAAGGGAUUGGCUUUGAUAGACGACUUUUAGGAAAGAUGAGUAAAGCAUCGCAACAGGCAGGGCUGUGACAAGAAAAUGGACCUGCUUUCAAAUCAAACUGCCCAGCCAGACAUUUGGAUACAGAUACUCGUGAGGGCCUGGUAUACUUGCUGGAGUCCAUAAAAAUAGUGCUUGUUUUAGAAAACUUCCCCACAUCCAAAUGGAAUAAGAGAAGGAGAAAAGUAAGGCGCUUUUCUCCACCCCUGUGUGCGUGCGUGUGUGUGUGUGUGUGUGGCUGAGAUGCACAAUUUUUCCUUCUCAAUCAUGGCGGGAUCACAGAACUCUUUUAUACAAGUGAGAGCCAGGUCUCUGAAUAUCUUUUUGUAAAUAAUAAUAAUAAUUAAAAGCUCCUCACCAAAUUCAAGCUUGUACAUUAUAUUUUUUUCAAUAUUUUUAAGUUUUAUUGUUUUGUAUGUAAAUAUAUGGACCCAGGAACUGUUAUGAAUGAGCAAAAAGUUACUGUUCAGGGGAGUGAUUCUGUUUAAUAAUCAGACAAAAUGUAGACGAGCUUUUUAAAGCCAUAUAGUUUUAACUCUGUACAGUAGGUACCGGCCUGUAUUAUUGUAACAAUAACUCUAGCAAUGUAUAGUGUAUCUAUAUAGUUUGGAGUGCCUUCGCUUCCAUGUGUUUAGUUUUUUGUUUUGUUUUGUUCUUUUUUUUUAUUUUUCAUUUUUAGAAUUUGAAUUUGUUUCCUUUAUCCAUGUCUCCCUGUACAUCCCUUAUCCUUUUUAAAAUAGUAACAACAGUAUCUUUGCCCCUCCACAGUUGUUUCAGUGAUACCAUGCUCAGGAGUGGGAAGAGGAAACGUUACUCAUGAUCUCAUUUCAUUCAAGCCCUGGCUUUGUUUUAGUUUGGAUAUGUUUCCUCUUCAGCAGUGACCAGUUUCAUUUCAUACGUGGUCCAUUCAGGGAUUUAGUACUGAGAGCCCUAGAGCUGGAGGAUAUCAAAUAGAUUAGAUUUUGCUCAUCUCUUCCACAAGCCCUAACCAUGGUCCUCAACAGCAGAUUGGCGAGCCUUCCAUGGUCUCAGUCUCUUUCUCCCCCCACCUCUCUCUCUCUUUCUUCUUCUCUCCUUCCCCCUCCCUCUAUCCCUUUCCUUCUCAAAUGAGAAAGAGAAAAAUGAUUAGUGUUUUAUAAAUCAAAGUAUCAUCAUGUAUUGAGUUUUGAAGUGCCAGUGGUCUAAAAUGUUCUAGUACAGUUACUGGCAGCCUAUGGCAUGGAGUUCCUCUGUGCCAAUAAAGGACUUUUAACAUGGGGACUCUUAGCCCAUUCCCUCUCUCCCACCAUCUCUGCCUACCCCUAUUCAACGAAAUGUCAUUUUAAUUUCUUUUAAAAAUCAGUUUUUUACUGUGUGCCCAAUAUGUAGGCCUUUUUUAAAAGAAAAAAUAUAUAUAAAAUAUUUGUUUUGCCUCCAAGUACUCCAUAUAAAAUGUCUUGAAUAGAAGAAAAUACCAAACCAAAGGUUACUAUUUUUGAGACAUCAUGCAUUCAUUCCAGCAAGGCAGAAGACUGCACCUCCUUUCCAAUGAUAUGUGUCAUUUUUAAAGUCCUCUUUAAGUUUUAGGCCCAUCUUCUUAGUUUGUGCCUAACCAGUCGUCUUUGUCUACACCAAUGCAAAGGUUUGAGAGAACUGUUGUAUUCUCUGUUCCUGUGGAUAUAAAGACAUUGGGAUUUCAUUUAUUUUCCCCUUUCCUUUUAAAAGGAUUAAACUUUGGAAUCGUCCAAAGGAAAUUUGGUCAAUACCAGAUCCCCAGGAGUUUGGGUUUUUUUGUUUUAAACCAAAAUCAUAUCUGAUUCCUAUUGUUCAUGUUAGUGAUAAUUGUAUCACAGAGACAAACACUUUUCUCUCCUAUAUAGAAAAAUAAACAUGUUUUACAAUAAAAUCCAUCUUUCCUGGUAGAAACCUGAGCCACUGAAAACAGGAGACAAUUAGAAGCACAGUAAUCCCAGACUAAGGUCUACCUUUGAGAGGCUUUGAAAGUAAUCCCUGAGGUUUGGAUUAUUUUCACAAGGGUUAUGCUGUUUUAUUCGACUUUCUUGCUCCGUUUUGCAUCUCUACAGUAAAAGCAAAAUGACAACCAGUACAUAAGGGGUUAGCUUGACAAAGUAGACUUCUUGUGUUAAUUUUUUGGUGUUUUUUUUUUCCUUACUGUAUCUGUCUUCAGGCAGAUACAGAUAGGUGUAUGAAAAUGUGCUUGCCUGUAAAAUUUGCAUUUAUAAAUGUGUUGCCGAUGGAUCACUUGGGCCUGUACACAUACCGAUUAGCGUGACCACUUCCAUCUUAAAAACAAAUCUAAAAAACAAAUAUAUAUAUAUAUAUAUAUGGACUGUGGGUUGUAUACAAACUAUUGCAAACACUUGUGCAAAUCUGUCUUGAUAUAAAGGAAAAGCAAAAUCUGUAUAACAUUAUUACUACUUGAAUGCCUCUGUGACUGAAUUUUUUUUUCAUUUUAAAUAUAAACUUUUUUGUGAAAAGUAUGCUCAAUUUUUUUCCCUUUCCCAUUCCCUUGUAAAUACAUUUCGUUCUAUGUGACUUGGUUUGGAAAUAGUUAACUGGUACUGUAAUUUGCAUUAAAUAAAAUGUAGGUUAGCCUGGAAAUGAAACUAAAA